Messenger RNA from Manis pentadactyla (Chinese pangolin), 5826 nucleotides. It is a transcript of the gene HOXC5, whose product is annotated as homeobox C5. The record is from RefSeq and is a predicted model, not a curated record. The transcript is spliced from 2 exons. Gene Ontology annotation, cellular component: nucleus. Gene Ontology annotation, biological process: anterior/posterior pattern specification; regulation of transcription by RNA polymerase II; embryonic skeletal system morphogenesis. Gene Ontology annotation, molecular function: DNA-binding transcription factor activity, RNA polymerase II-specific; RNA polymerase II cis-regulatory region sequence-specific DNA binding. NCBI's taxonomy places the organism in Eukaryota, Metazoa, Chordata, Mammalia, Pholidota, Manidae. The coding region runs from base 2248 to 2916 and encodes 222 amino acids.
CCGGCCUCGGGGUGAAAGUUGGAGCAGUCUCCCAGCGCUCCCGCGUCUGCCCGCCGCCUGCAAGACCCAGCCCCCUUCACCCUCCUUUCCCGGGAGCCACGGAGAGCCCUGGCCUCCGCAUUUCUCCUGCUGAGCUCGCUGGGGGUGCUCGGAGGCCUCCCUGGGUCCCUACACGGAGCAACACUCUCACCCUGCAAAAAAGACCGCCUAGGAUUUCGUUAGGGGUGGGGGGAAUAGCCUGGGUUAGUCGGAUUGGUCUCCAGCCUCACACAGGCCUUUCUUCCUGCCUGUGGUAGCCUGUGGUCCUCAGCUUCUGCACCCUGAGCCCCCCAAGGCCAGAAAAGAAGCCUUAUUCAGGCCCCAGGGUCCCCCGCCCACUCCUCGGAAUGAGGAGGGGCGCCGCAUGAGCAGCCCCAGCCCGCGCCAGGCCGGCUGUUGCGAAACGUGGCGAAGGCAGAGAGCCGAGGGGAAUGAAGACCGCGGGAUUUGAGCCCUUCGGCAGGGCCUGAACGAUUCAAGGACAUCUUGAAAAAGAAAGUCUGGAAACUGAGCUCUCGCCUGCUCUGGGACGCCUGAGAGGACUGGGACAAAAUUCCUUCUUCUUUUCAAACCCAGUCCAAUCUGGUUCCUUACUCUUUCUUCUCCAUUUAAACUCUUCGGGUGUGGAGCGCAGCCAGCCCCUAACCCUUCCCCAGCUCAGGCCUUCUCUGCCUAAGCCCAGCCAGAGAAACCUGAGUGGACCUAGGGGGUGAGGUAGUGAGGGGGUCUCCCAGAGGGAAAAAAAUCCGCCAGUUUUCCAGACCGUCCAGAUCCCCGCCAGCGCCCCCUCCAGCGCCUCCACCAGAGGGGCGGGGUGGGGGAGCUGGAGGGGGCUUCUCCUGGCAGGGGCGGAGAUUUCCUGGGGAGAGGCAGGCAGGAAAGAAUAAGACUUGGGGCUAGGGGAGGGGGCUCAGAAAGGGACUGAAUGGCUGCGGAGCCCUUGGCCACAGGCUGUGAAGGUUGCCCAGGCGCCUGCCCUGCACCUACUCAUUCUCCACUCCCAGCCAGGUCCUUUCUGUGAUUCCAAAUUCUUUUCCUUCUAGAUCUAGACCACUGGAAAGCCUGGUCUAGAGGGCUUUUCCCCAAAAGACACAAAACAAGGCUUUCCCUCUGCCCUGCUCUUAUAAUAAUUGUGGAGGCUUGUCUCUUGAUUCUCCAUGCCCUCAAUUAGCAUCUAUUUUCCAUUCAAAAGAUCUGGCAUAGGUACCUCAUGAGGACCAUACACAGGGAUGCAGAGCAGUCUUCCAGUCCAUUGUGUCUGGUUCUUCACACACACACACGAACACACACAAGCACACCCUAAAUGAAAAGUGUCUUGUUGCCCCUUUGGAGUCCCUGGUGUAGGGAGGAGGUCCACUCCAGCCCCUGGCUCCUCACCUCCAGGCUCAUCCCAGAGUUCCCAGCACUCUCAGCUAAUGACCCCCUCACCUAGUUUUGCCUACCCAGUACUGCUCCUCCCUGGGUAGACUGUCCACCUCUCUAGAGGCUGGAUUCACUUCCCCAUGCUGACAGGCACCUCCUCAGCAGUAGCAGGGGCUUGGGGCCUCAGGGGAGGGACCCCAAUCCUUGGUUUAGAGAACCUGAGGAAAGUCCCCUGGGAUCUCCAGCCUCAGCCAUUUUUGAAGAUUGAAAGGCCCUGGGGUGGGAAGGAGAGGGCUAUCCGUUAGGAAAAAACCCUCUGUGCUUCCUAAAUGAGGUCUCAUCUUUCCUUAAAAGUAAAUACAAUUUAAAAGGCCAUUUCAGCGGUUUGUUGCAGCAAGGAUCAGUCUCUGCAGGGUAGAAAUCCAGCGCCUCUGCCAGUCUGCGCUCCAGGCUGCAAUUCCCCCAAGUAGGCACCAGGUGUCGCUGUGGGCUCGUUGUCCCGGCUACCCCCCAAUUCCAAGAACCAUUUUUUUCUCUCCCCCUUCUCUCUUUCUCUUCUCACUCCCUCUCCCCUUUGGUUGGGCUUUGCCAACAUAUCAAGAUGCGUUUCACCGGCUUCCAUCACUAACCUCCCGGAGGUCAUCAAGCCAAAUUUAUGAGUGGCCGCUCGAGUCACGUGACUCUAUUUAAGGCUCCCUUAUUUGGGAAGAGCGCAUAGGAUAAAGAAAGAGAUAUCUCCACCUAUAAAUUGUGCACUUUGGAGAACAAAAAACCCCUCAACUUCAAAGAGUCACAAAUCACCCUUAAUCAAAAAGGGUGCAGAAAUUUUUUGGGGCCCUCCCCGCCAUGAGCUCCUACGUAGCCAAUUCGUUCUAUAAGCAGAGCCCCAAUAUCCCUGCCUAUAACAUGCAAACUUGUGGGAACUAUGGAUCGGCCUCAGAGGUGCAGGCAUCCAGGUAUUGCUACGGCGGAUUGGACUUAAGCAUCACUUUCCCACCGCCUGCGCCUUCCAACUCUCUCCACGGGGUAGACAUGGCUGCCAACCCCCGGGCUCACCCCGACCGCCCCGCCUGCAGCGCCGCGGCCGCUCCGGGACACGCUCUGGGCAGAGAUGAAGCGGCUCCUCUGAACCCCGGGAUGUACAGUCAGAAGGCGGCUCGCCCAGCGCUGGAGGAGCGAGCUAAGAGCAGUGGGGAGAUCAAAGAGGAGCAGGCGCAGACAGGGCAGCCCGCCGGACUCAGCCAGCCACCGGCCCCGCCACAGAUUUACCCGUGGAUGACCAAACUGCACAUGAGCCACGAGACGGACGGCAAACGGUCCCGAACCAGUUACACGCGCUACCAGACUCUGGAACUGGAAAAAGAAUUCCACUUUAACCGCUACCUCACUCGCCGCAGGCGCAUAGAGAUCGCCAACAACUUGUGUCUCAACGAGAGACAGAUCAAGAUAUGGUUCCAGAACCGCAGGAUGAAGUGGAAGAAAGAUUCCAAAAUGAAGAGCAAAGAGGCUAUUUAGAGGCCGCGGGGAGGCCCGCAGAGAACACCCCGAGCCCGCUUCGGUCCCCGCGCCUUUCCUUCUUGGCUUUCCUCUGUCUGUAUUUUGGGGCAAGGGCGGGGUAUGGAGCAGCGGCUACCGGGCCUCACAGACAAAAGCGCUUCCCUUGGCAUUACGCAUCCCAACCAACCCCGGGUUCUCGCGGGGCUGCCCGCGCUGCCCGGACUCCCCUCUGUUCCGCUCAGCACCGGGGUCCCAGGGCAAGCUCCGCAAGGGUUCCCCAGAGGGCUGUGGAGUCUGGGCUGGUCCUGAACGAACCCUGGCCUGGGCCGCCUCGCUCUCCGGCUUCCAGUUCUGCCUGACCUGCCCGAGUUCAGAUGGGGCCUGCAGCGCCCGACCCUUCGGCCUCACCCUCUCCUUUGUUCCCGCUUAGGCUGGUGAGAGAGUGGUUGUGCCUGGCAGAGUCCGCGCCAGACUCCCGGUGUUCCUUGUAGCGACUAUAAACUCCAUGUUCAUUUUAAAUGAUUUGCAUAUGAAAGAGGGAGAUGAGUCUGCCUAGGGCCCCCACGGUUGCCCUAUGCUCUCCAAACCUUCUCCCCCACCCAAAGCCCAGGAACCUUUCCAGCCUGUGCCCUCUGCAUGCCCUCUCAGGUCCCCAACCUCAGACCACUAGCUAGCUCAGCUGUUUGGGUUCCCUACCUCUGGACCCCAGCAAAAAGUCCCAGAGGCUCCUGGCUGCCCAGUAGUCCCUGCCACGACUUUCUGUGUCCUCCUGUCCCAUCACUCUUGUCCAACUAUUUAUUGACUUCAGGUCUUUCCUGAAACUAUAUUUUGUCAUAUCAAAUAAAGAUAAAGAGAGAACAGGACUAAAAAUGCAGUGGCUCCUCUCUGUUUGGGGCAUGUAUUGGGUAAAAGUGUCCAAAUGGGCUGUAGGAUAUAGGGGGAGCCCACAGCCUUUUAUCCUCUCUUUUGAAUUCUUAGGAGCUUCUAGAGCUAUUGAGAAGGAGGUGAAAUUGAGCUCCUUUCCUGACUCCUAGCUUCCAGAAAAGCCUGUAAGGGUAGGAAAGGGCACCCAGGCUCUCGGUACUGGCAUUUCCUAUGCUGUGGCUAUCCAAGGCAUUCAAGCCUUUGGGCCCCAUUCUCACCUUGGCUGGGUGGAGCUGAGGCCUCUAGACUGGCAGGGGUCUCACUCCAUGCCAGAGUUGAUCUGUAGGGGCCAGUGGCUCAUCAGGGCUCAGACACAGGCCUUUCUGGGUCUCUGAAGGUCUUUCCCAGGGCUAGGUAGUCCCUGAGAGGCCUUGCUGGACAGAGAAGGAGGGCUGAACCCUCACCAGUUUGGAUACUUAGAAAGAGUUGGUACUUUUUGGUAAAGGGGUGCUGGAGUGUUGGAGGUGUGUCUCAGCUUUCUUAAACACCAGGGGAGAGGGGAGCAGGGAGGGCAAUUUGCAGUGCAUACCUGCUUGGCAGGAAAUGUUCAGACUGUCUCCUGACCUUUUAGGGCCUAAGGCUAUGCAGGACUGGGAAAGGAGCUGUGUAGACCAGUGCCUGAGUUGCGUCUGAUCCAUCAUUUAUCGAGGUCUCUGGGAUUUUGUGUGGAGGGGGAGGAUGGGCUAAAGGGAAGGGGAAAAGGCAGAUAAUUCAGGUGGUAUAUUAGACUGGCCUAGUUCCAUGCACUGCUCUGCUCUAGGCUCUUGGGAUGGGAUGGGGGAGAAAGUACUUUAGAGGACAAACAAAUGUGGGAAGGGUCCAUAAAACUUUACUGCAUUUCCUCUCCCACCUCCCACAAUGGGGAGAUUUCCUGGAGCCACACUGGGGUGGAGGGGCGUUCAGGAAUUGGGCUAUGCAUCAGCCAAGAGGGAAACGGAACAGAGAGGCUCUGAGGAGAAGCAAGGGAAAUAUUUAUGAUUAUUAAUGCUGAUGCUCCUUGGAUUUAUUUUAAGUACUGACUUCUCUGCAUCUCACUGCCUAAGCUACCUGUCUGUCAGUUUUUAAAAGACCCAAGAGCCUUUCCUCACCCCAUGCCUAGCACAAAGGAGGUCUCAACAAAUGUUUGUUGAAUUGCACCUUUCCCUUUCACAUUGCACCCAGGCCUGUUUAGGGUGCCUGUAAUGUCUCUCCUCCACUAGCACACAGCAGUCAGCCCAGCCUCACCCCUAUGCACCUCCUCUCCCAAUUCCUCCCUCUCUCUCAAAUAAAAUGCGUAAUUUUCUUCAGGGAGUUAUUUUAAUUUUUUCUCCAUGCUGAGUAAAACUAUUGGGCGAGCAGUGAAGCGAGGAGAAGCACCGGCAUUUGCAAUGGGUAACAGUUAACUAAGAAAAAGGCCGUGGAGCCCGCCAUCACUCGCCCAGUACUCCUGGGCUGGGCUGCAGAGGCCCUGAGCUUCCUCCCCAGGGGACACACUGACCCAGAAAGAAAACCAAGGGCUUUGCCAGGGUGGGGGCAAUGUUGCUUAGACUUGCUGGGCAGGGUGCCCCAGCCCCGCUGGGCACUGACUGCCUCCUCCCACAGGGUUAAGGUCUGUUUUUCUCUGGAGGAACUGAAGACUUGACUCAGGUUGGCCAGGCUUGGGUAGACAAAGUCGUGACUGCCUCUUUGGUCCCCUCCUGUCACAGUCUGCAUGCUUGCACGCAGGCCUCAGCCCCUAUUUCAGCGGCAUCAGCCGCCACAACCUAGCCAGAGGCCUCGGACCUACUCCCCUGUCCUGGGAGUGGACACGGGCUCAGAACCUUGCUUUCUGAAACCCUGAGCAGAGAUUGCUGCUUUGGAGUCUGGGGUUAUUUUCCCCCAGCCAGCUUCCUGGAACAAUCUCCAAGUACCAGGGUUUGGCAUUGCUCUGGGGGAGUUAGUGGAUCCCAGAGACCAUGAAGCCUGCCUCUCCACUUUGCUCUAAAACCCACCGGCUCUGGCAGCGAGAAAGAAGGGGAAGAAACG